AUGUCCGCCGUCCCGGCCUGGAAGCGAUUGGGUCUGAAGCUCAAGGCUUCUGAUGGUUCCAGUCCUGCGGUUGCCCCCUCGACAACAAGCACACCAUCCGCCGCCCGUCAGCCAGUUCCCGCGCCCGCGACCAGCGCACUCAAGAGAAAACUGCCAUCCCAGCAACAGUCCUUCAACAACCAGAACGCCUACCCCACACAAAACAAGCGAUUCCGCUCCGACGCUCCCACACAAGCAGGACAGCAGAGGAAGUCCGUCUCCUUCUCGCAAGAAACCAAGACCAACUCCGUAACCGACGCCGCCGCCAAGGAGAAGAAGCGUGAGAAGAAGAAGGCCAAGAAGGCGAAGCAGGCCUCCAAGAAGUCCGCCGAACAAUCCAAGAACAAGUCCGACACCAACCUCGAGCCUUCCCUCGCCUACCUGCGCCAAUGGGCCACCGACCGCGACAGUUGGAAGUUCAACAAGAACCACCAGACGCUGCUGAUCAAGUACGUGUUCGAGCCCGACUGCAAGGUUCCCUCGGCCGACGUUCCCAUCUUCUACCAAUACAUCCGCGACCUGAAGGGUUUCGUGCGCACGCGGCUGCGGGAGCAGGCGCAGGAGAUCAAGAAGAAGGACAUGGAUGCUGGCGCGUCUGCUUUCCCCGGCGGGGACAAGGCGAAGGAGAAGAACGAGGAGAAGCAGAAGCAGUACGAGGAUGCGAUUGCGAGGUUCUUGGAGGAUCAGAAGGAGCGGGUACAAGAAAGCAAGAAGCGCAGCUUUGACGAGGUCGAGUUUGUGCUGAGGAUAGCGCCUAGCAAGGAGGGCAAGGACGGCGAGAAGAAGGAGAAGAAGAAGGAGAAGAAGGACGACAUCAAGGAGCGCUUGAUCAAGCGGAUUCGUGCUGAGAUGGUUCUUGAAGAGCUGGCCGACUCUGAGGAUGCCUCUACUGUCACCACCACCACUACUACCACCUCUACCUCGGCUUCUGCCUCCACCGCCGCCGCUGCCGCCCCUGCUCCUCAACCACAAGCCGCAAAGGCCUCGACAGACGGCCAACAACCCGCCAAGCGCCGCAGGUUACGUAACAAGCGUACGGACAUCAGCGACAGCGAGAGCUCCGACUCUUCGGAUAGCGAUAGCAGUGAUUCCGAUUCUGAUUCGGAUGAGAAGAUGGCGGAUGCGGGAGCUAAGACGGCGACUACUACCAGCAGUUCCUCUUCUUCGUCUUCGUCGUCUUCGAGCUCGGAGGCGGAGUCUGAGGAAGAUGAGAAGAGCGAGGAGAGUGAUAGCUCGGAGAGCAGCGAUAGUGAUAGCGACUAA
Molecule: messenger RNA, 1302 nt
Organism: Sordaria macrospora k-hell
Lineage: Eukaryota; Fungi; Ascomycota; Sordariomycetes; Sordariales; Sordariaceae
Source: RefSeq, a predicted model, not a curated record